Molecule: messenger RNA, 1473 nt
Organism: Scedosporium apiospermum
Lineage: Eukaryota; Fungi; Ascomycota; Sordariomycetes; Microascales; Microascaceae
Product: Glycosyltransferase family 2
Exons: 4
Coding region: 1-1473 (490 amino acids)
Source: RefSeq, a predicted model, not a curated record
AUGGCAUUCAAAAUACUUUUCGGCCUAGUCCAGUUGGAUUUCGACUUUGUUCAGUCAACAAAGUUCUGGAUCUACGUUUUCUGGAUUACGUGGCUUUGGCGAUAUGUACGCCUUUUUGGCAAUGUCAUCAGCCACUGGCGUUACAAGUCCAAACCCAUCCCCAGCAAGCCAACGCUCACCUCUGAUGAUGUGACGGUCAUCAUUCCAACUAUCCACAAUGUGUUCGAGGAGCUACGAAAACCACUUUUAAGCAUUCUUGCCUGCAACCCAGCUGAACUGAUUCUGGUAACUCCAAUUGACAAGUACGAUGGUCUCAGGAAGCUCGCUGGCUCGCUUGGCUAUGAUAACAUCCAGGUUCUCUAUACCCCAAUUGCCAACAAGCGGCUGCAAGUGUGUGAAGCACUGCCCAGAGUCCGGACGAAGAUUACAGUCAUGGCAGAUGACGACGUGACUUGGCCUUCAACCAUGAUGCCUUGGCUCCUUGCUCCUUUCGAGGAUCCUCGCAUUGGUGGUGUUGGAACUUGCCAGCGAGUCACCCGCAUCUGGGAAGGCCCCUGGAGCGCUCGCAUCUUUAACUGGCUUGGGGCAGCGUAUAUCGAGCGAAGGAACUUUGAGAUUUCGGCGACGCACAACAUUGACGGCGGCACAUCUUGCAUGUCGGGCAGGACCGGCGCAUACCGCUCCGAGAUCCUCUCGAGCCACGAUUUCCUCGAGGGCUUCAAGACGGAGAAGUGGGGCAGCUACAUCCUCAAUGCGGACGACGACAACUUCGUAACUCGAUGGCUAGUGAACCAUCAGUGGAAGACGUGGGUUCAGUAUCACCCGGAAUGCGAGAUCGAGACGACGCUCGAGAACAGCACGAAGUUUCUGUACCAGUGUUCGAGGUGGGCAAGAAGUAACUGGCGAAGCAAUUACACUAGCCUCUUUCGGGACCGCUACGUCCUCACUCAACAACCCUGGUGUACCUAUGCCCUCCACCUCACGACGUUCUCAUCCCUGUCCUUUGCCGUUGACCCUUUACUUGUGUACUCGCUAUGGCGAGCCACUGGAGAAUGGGACAUUGAGAAUCGGAAGCGAGUAGUUUUGGCGCAGCUCGUUUUCAUGUUCUGCUUCGUCAAGGUCGUCAAGCUGAUCGGCCUCUUCCGCCGAAACCCCAGCGACGUGAUGUUCCUACCUGUCUCGAUUAUCUUUGGCUACUUCCACGGAUUAAUCAAGAUCUACGCGCUCUGCACGCUUAAUAUGACCUCUUGGGGAAGCCGAGCUGACGCCGAUGCGAACGACAACGUCCGUCUGACACCACGUCCCAAGCGAGCCUCGAGUCUUACGACUCCUCCUGGUCGGGGCCAUCUCAUCCGCUACCAAGACGAGCGAACGCGUUCCGAAAAGACCUCGAAGUGGCCUAUCGCCCGAACGGAGAAAUGCGACGGGGAGAUUGUCAACGAAAAGACGCCUCUAUUCUCGCCGCCUAAUUAA